Messenger RNA from Grammomys surdaster, 2238 nucleotides. RefSeq names its product regulatory factor X4 (gene Rfx4). Bases 1 to 2238 code for a protein of 745 amino acids. Lineage: Eukaryota; Metazoa; Chordata; Mammalia; Rodentia; Muridae. Gene Ontology annotation, molecular function: DNA-binding transcription factor activity, RNA polymerase II-specific; RNA polymerase II cis-regulatory region sequence-specific DNA binding. The record is from RefSeq and is a predicted model, not a curated record. Gene Ontology annotation, biological process: regulation of transcription by RNA polymerase II. The transcript has 18 exons.
AUGAUCCAGAGCAAAGCAUGGCCUGGUGCUGGAGGCUACACACAGAGGAGGCCCUGGCAACGCCAUUCCACUGAGAGCUGGAUUGAAAGAUGUCUCAAUGAAAGCGAGAAUAAACGCUAUUCCAGCCACACAUCUCUGGGGAAUGUGUCUAAUGAUGAAAAUGAGGAGAAAGAAAAUAACAGAGCGUCCAAGCCUCACUCCACGCCUGCCACCCUGCAAUGGUUGGAGGAAAACUAUGAGAUUGCAGAGGGCGUCUGCAUCCCUCGCAGCGCCCUCUACAUGCACUACCUGGAUUUCUGUGAGAAGAAUGACACUCAGCCCGUCAAUGCUGCCAGCUUCGGGAAGAUCAUAAGGCAGCAGUUUCCUCAGCUAACCACCAGAAGGCUUGGGACCCGAGGACAGUCAAAGUACCAUUACUAUGGCAUAGCGGUGAAGGAAAGCUCCCAGUACUAUGAUGUGAUGUAUUCAAAGAAAGGAGCUGCCUGGGUGAGUGAGACAGGCAAGAGAGAGGUGACCAAACAGACGGUGGCAUAUUCUCCCCGGUCCAAGCUUGGGACAUUGCUGCCAGACUUUCCAAACGUCAAAGACCUAAACCUGCCAGCCAGUCUUCCUGAGGAGAAGGUCUCCACCUUUAUUAUGAUGUACAGAACACACUGUCAGAGAAUACUGGACACUGUAAUAAGAGCCAACUUUGAUGAGGUUCAAAGUUUCCUUCUGCACUUUUGGCAAGGGAUGCCGCCCCACAUGCUGCCCGUGCUAGGCUCCUCCACGGUGGUGAACAUCGUGGGCGUGUGUGACUCCAUCCUCUACAAGGCCAUCUCCGGGGUGCUGAUGCCCACAGUGCUGCAGGCAUUGCCGGACAGCUUAACUCAGGUGAUCCGAAAGUUUGCCAAGCAGCUGGACGAGUGGCUGAAAGUAGCUCUCCAUGACCUCCCGGAAAACCUGAGAAACAUCAAAUUUGAAUUAUCAAGGAGGUUUUCCCAAAUCCUGAGAAGGCAAACAUCGCUGAACCAUCUGUGCCAGGCAUCGCGAACAGUGAUCCACAGUGCAGACAUCACGUUCCAGAUGCUGGAGGACUGGAGGAAUGUGGACCUGAGUAGCAUCACCAAGCAGACUCUCUAUACCAUGGAGGACUCUCGGGAUGAGCACCGCAGACUCAUCAUCCAGUUGUACCAGGAGUUUGACCACCUGCUGGAGGAACAGUCCCCCAUUGAGUCUUACAUAGAAUGGCUGGAUACCAUGGUAGACAGAUGCGUUGUGAAGGUGGCUGCCAAGAGACAAGGGUCCCUGAAGAAAGUAGCCCAACAGUUCCUGUUGAUGUGGUCUUGCUUUGGUACGAGGGUGAUCCGGGACAUGACCUUGCACAGUGCUCCCAGCUUCGGAUCUUUUCACCUAAUUCACCUGAUGUUCGAUGACUACGUGCUCUACUUGCUAGAAUCUCUGCACUGUCAGGAGCGGGCCAACGAGCUCAUGCGAGCCAUGAAAGGAGAAGGAAGCACUGCUGAAGCCCAGGAGGAGAUUAUCUUGACAGAGGCUACCCCACCAACCCCUUCACCAGGCCCAUCAUUUUCUCCAGCAAAGUCUGCCACAUCUGUGGAGGUGCCACCUCCCUCUUCCCCUGUCAGCAACCCAUCCCCUGAGUACACUGGCCUUAGUACAGCAGGAGCAAUGCAGUCAUAUACGUGGUCACUAACAUACACAGUGACGACGGCUGCUGGGUCACCGGCUGAAAACUCCCAACAACUACCCUGUAUGAGAAGCACCCACAUGCCUUCUUCCUCAGUCACACACAGGAUACCAGUCUACUCCCACAGAGAGGAGCAUGGGUACACGGGAAGCUAUAACUACGGGAGCUAUGGCAACCAGCAUCCUCACCCACUGCAGAACCAGUAUCCAGCCCUGCCUCAUGACACAGCCAUCUCUGGGCCACUCCACUACUCCCCGUACCACAGGAGCUCUGCCCAGUACCCUUUCAAUAGCCCCACUUCCAGGAUGGAGCCUUGUUUGAUGAGCAGCACUCCCAGGCUGCAUCCUACCCCAGUCACUCCCCGAUGGCCAGAGGUGCCGACAGCCAAUGCAUGCUACACAAGCCCAUCUGUGCAUUCCACGAGGUAUGGAAACUCUAGUGACAUGUACACCCCCCUGACCACGCGCAGGAAUUCUGAGUAUGAGCACAUGCAACACUUUCCUGGCUUUGCUUACAUCAACGGAGAGGCCUCCACUGGAUGGGCUAAGUGA